CGCGCCUCCUGCGAAGUUACCCGGGCUGAGGGAAGGCGUUUCGGUGUCCAGCCCCGGGUCGGUGGGGGACGUCGUUACCGUCUGUGGCUUGCAAACUGAGGCACUCGGGCGGACGCGGGUCAACGUCCGAGCGCUCCUGUACCAGGACUAGUGUACGCAGAGAUUCUCCGACUGCGGAUUCGAGGCCGCGUUUCUGAACGACCGCAGCUUGAUGUUCCGGUGGUUGCGCGGCGGCUCGGCUUCGGAGGAAGGUAUCAAGAAACUGAUAAUGUUUCCUUGACUUCGCUUAUGUAUUUGUUUCACCAAUGUCACUCAUACUGAAUAUCUUAAAAGAGAUGCUGGAAUAUUUCGGUGUUCCCAUAGACCAGGUUUUGCAGAUUAGACUAAAUAAAGACUAUGGAUCUGCUCGGAGUAUUGUUCGUCUUAUUGGGAAAAUUCUUCCUCUAGAACCUUGUCCCAGGCCUAAUUUUGAGUUGAUCCCAGUAUUGAACUCUGUAGAACCUGGUAACUAUGGACCAGUAGUUCCAUCUUUUGCUGAUGCUUUGUGUGUGGCAAAUGAUGAAGAAGCUAGUUUUCUCAGAUUUCGAAAUAGCAUAUGGAAAAAUGAAGGCAAGGAGGAAAUUGAAUAUUUCAGUCCUUUGCAACCAGUUUCAAAUCCAUUGCCUCCUGCCCUCAGACAGAAUAAACGAACAAAAAGCGACGGGCCUGUACAUGAAGCUGCAAUUAAAAAAAUAGCUGCUCUCGAAGAUGAGCUGACUUUUCUUCGCACGCAGAUCGCUGCGAUUGUGCAAAUGCAGGAACUGAAAACCCGGGCACACGCUGGCUUCUUUGACUUGAAUGACGAACCUAGCAGUUUGGGACAAAUGCCAUCACCAGGAACUGCUGGACUGAGUGUCAGACCAGAUCCAUUUUCAAGUUCAGUGUCUUUCCCUCCUCCUGCUCCUCCUCCUCCCGUGCCCCCUCAGCUUUCUUCUCCACAGCGUUCAUGUUCAUGCACACAGCCAGGAGCUAAUAAUACAUGUAACUCAGAUAACUCAGCAAGUGAAAUGAAAAGACAGCACUUCGGUGAUAGUAAGACUAAUGACUGUCAUCAUUUGAAAAACCAGGAAAAUAAAGAUGUUCCGAACAUGUUGGACGUUCUGAAGGAUAUGAAUAAGGUUAAGCUCCGAGCUGUUGAGCGGUCACCUGGAGGUAGACCCAUUCAUAAGAGGAAAAGACAAGAUUCGCCCUGGGAUCCAGUGUCUUUAAUAUCCCAUGCACUGAAGCAGAAAUUUGCAUUCCGAGGAGAUGAUUCCUUUGAGAAAGAAAAUAGGUCUUGGGAAUCUUCUCCAUUUUCUAGUCCAGAAACUUCAAGAGUGAGCUAUAAUAAUGUAAAGUUAAAUUUUUAAUUUUUCAAAAGCAUAUUGUCCAUUGUGUAUAUUUGCCCUCAAGUUCUCUUGAAGUUCUUGCGCAGAAUGGGCCAUACAAUUAUUUGCUGGUACCGCCAAUGUUUCUGUUAUUUCUGUUAACUUUUACAUGUUCCUUAUUGCUUUUACCUUACU
Molecule: messenger RNA, 1541 nt
Organism: Suricata suricatta (meerkat)
Lineage: Eukaryota; Metazoa; Chordata; Mammalia; Carnivora; Herpestidae
Gene: MTFR2
Product: mitochondrial fission regulator 2
Exons: 7
Coding region: 306-1388 (360 amino acids)
Biological process (GO): aerobic respiration; mitochondrial fission
Cellular component (GO): mitochondrion
Source: RefSeq, a predicted model, not a curated record